Messenger RNA from Populus trichocarpa (black cottonwood), 1444 nucleotides. RefSeq names its product glutamate receptor 2.9. Gene Ontology annotation, cellular component: plasma membrane. Lineage: Eukaryota; Viridiplantae; Streptophyta; Magnoliopsida; Malpighiales; Salicaceae. Bases 81 to 1154 code for a protein of 357 amino acids. The record is from RefSeq and is a predicted model, not a curated record. The transcript has 3 exons. Gene Ontology annotation, molecular function: signaling receptor activity; ligand-gated monoatomic ion channel activity.
UGGAGAUAUAACCAUAUAUAUUAGCUGAAAGAGCAGAAUACGUAGAAUUCACUCAACCUUAUGCAGAGUCAGGAUUGUCCAUGAUAGUUCCACUUGAGACUGAAGAUACAGCAUGGAUUUUUUUGAAGCCUUUUAACUUAGAGAUGUGGAUGGUGAGCGGUGCUAUAUUCAUCUACACAAUGCUUAUAAUUUGGUUCCUGGAGCACCAAACGAAUCCAGAAUUUAGAGGCCCUCGGAAGUAUCAGUUCGGGACCGCGCUUUGGUUCACAUUUUCAUCUCUAUUCUUUGCUCAGAGGGAGAGACUUUAUAGCAACUUCACUCGAGUUGUGGUGGUAGCGUGGCUUUGUGUUGUCUUUAUCUUAACCUCAAGCUACACUGCCAGUUUGACUUCAAUGCUCACCGUGCAACGAAUGAAACCGAAUUUUUCAGAGUUUGAGAAACUAAAGAACGACAAGUUAAAUGUUGGUUGUAAUAAUGAAUCUUUCAUCCAGGAGUACGUCAAGGAUGUUCUUGGAUUAGAUCACGAUAAAAUCAAGAUCUAUAACCCUGAAAAUGAUUACACAAGUACUGAUUUUGAAAGGAACAACAUAGCUGCUGCUUUUCUUGAACUCCCAUAUGAGAGACUUUUCCUCAAUCAACAUUGUAAAAGUUGCACCAGCACAAAAGCAGCAUACAGAUUUGGAGGGUUCGGCUUUGCGUUCCAAAAAGGCUCUCCUUUUGCUGCUGAUUUUUCUAGAGAGAUUCUAUGCCUAUCGGAGGAUGGGAACAUAACACGUUUGGAAGAAAAGUGGUUUGCCCCCUCACCUGAGUGUUCAACUUCGGCAACUAAUAAUAAUUUCGAAAGCUUGAGCGUCCGCAGCUUCAAGGGAAUCUACAUUGUAUCUGCUGCGGUAUCUACUAUCUGUUUUCUACUAUUUCUCUUUCGCUUGUUAAGGAGUUCACGGCCUCAUCAAGAAGCAGAUGGAGGCCAUCUCACUCCAGGUGGUAAGAGUGGUUCAAGCAGUGGAGAUAGAAUUACAAAAUGCUUUUAUAACGGAGAAAAAACCAGAGUUCUUAGGAGGGUUUCAACUUUUGCUCAAGCACUACAUAAGGAUGAAUGGGGCUCUACGAAGUGGGAAUAUGUGAGUAACUCUGACAAUUUGGAGAAUAAUUAGGGUUCCUCGCAAGCUGAGAUUGAAAUGCCAUAAAUUCCACGACAUAAGGAUCAAAAAGAUGAAAAGAAAAUGAAGAACUUGGCCAGAGAUCAAGGUUACUGUGAAUAUUAAUUAGUUCUCCGAACUCCAUUUGCAGUGAUUAAAGUCGUUGUUGACUAAGCACCGAAAAUUGUCAAUAGGAUUAGAUGUAUACACUAAGCAAAGUCUAUAGAUUCAGGAUAUGAUUUGGGAGGGUGAUUUAUCUCCUUUUUUAUAUAUAUAAACACAGGAAACUCAUGGGUAUUAUUUAU